AUGGCUUACAUAGCUCCCAUCCACCGCCCAAGCAGCGCGCGCCAUGCGAUCCGCGCUCAUAUUUUCUCCGAAAAUGAGGAGAGCUUGGUGCUCGCAAAAGCUAAUCGACUAGAGAUAUGGCUACUAUCCGAAGGCGCUCUUUCCCUCGCCACCUCCAAGGCCGUCAACGGCACUAUCACCAUCCUCCAGAAGCUCCGUCCGAAAGACUCCAAGACCGACCUUUUGUUCAUCGGCACCGAGAGGUUCCAAUAUUUCACUUUAACAUGGAAUUCGGAUACGAGGAGAUUGGAUUCAACAGACACAAUAUUGGACCCUGGCGAAAGGCACAUGCGGGAUUCGCAGAGUCAGGACCGGUGCCUUGUUGACCCGUCUGGGCGAUACCUAAUGAUGCAUCUUUGGGAGGGCGUGUUGACAAUGUUGCGGCUGGGAGAGCGGAAAAAUAAACUCAUGAUGACCUGGCGGAACCAGGUCCGAUUGUCAGAACUCUUCAUUCGAGCCAGCACAUUUCUGUACACCGAGACAGGGCAGCCCAAGAUCGCCUUUCUCUACCAGAGCCGCGCCGACGCGACCGACGCGAAGCUUGCAACCUACCGGGUGACGGCAGACGAUCGAAACAUCGAGCCAUCCAAGUUUGACCCCGACCGCGAUCGAGACAUCGAUACCGACAUUCCCGACUCGAGCGCAUCCAUGCUGAUACCCGUCCGGAAGGUCGAAGAGGAGGUCAAACGGCACAAUGUACGGAACGUUGAGUCUGCCAAGGCGCAUAUUGGCGGGUUGAUUGUAGUAGGCGAGACAAGACUGCUCUACAUUGACGAAGUCACAAAAGCUACGGUACAGUCAGCCUUGAAAGAGGCGUCCGUCUUCGUGGCCUGGGCUGAGUAUAAUGCGGUCAAUUAUUUUCUGGCUGACGACUACGGGAAUCUCCACCUACUCACCCUCAUUACUGAGGACGCCGACAGUGUUGUGGUGACAGGCAUGGAUGUAAAUUUCAUCGGCAAGGCGUCCCGCGCAUCAAAUUUGGUGUAUUUAGGGGAUGACCUCCUCUUUGUCGCGUCACACUAUGGUGACAGCCAGUUGUUUCGCCUCAAUCUUCACAGCGAAGAUUCUAAGACGCUCAUCCAACUUGUUGAAACGUUGCCGAACAUCGGCCCUAUCCUAGAUUUUGCCAUCAUGGAUAUGGGCAACAGGGGCGAUGAGGGCCAGCUAGGGAAUGAGUUCUCAUCCGGCCAAGCCCGCAUCGUCACAUGUAGCGGCGUGCACAAAGAUGGGUCCCUUCGGAGUGUGAGAAGUGGCGUUGGUCUAGAAGAUGUGGGCAUCCUCGCCGACUUGGAACACUGCCGGGGGCUGUUCUCCCUUAAAAGCUCGGGGGCUGCAAAAGCCGACGUCCUGGCUGUGUCAUUCUUGACCGAGACGCGGAUGUUCAAGUUUGACCCACAAGGGGAAGUAGAAGAGGUGGAAUCGUUCGGAGGAUUGGCGUUCACCGAGCAAACGCUAUUAGCGCGCAACCUUCCGACGGGGCAUAUUCUUCAAGUCACACCAACAGCGGCUACGCUUCUUGAUGUCGAAAGCGGUGUCACAAUAACAUCGUGGACACCGACCGAAGGGAAAAGCAUCAUCAGUGCUUCGGCAAACGAUGACUGGCUCCUCCUUUCCGUAGAAGGCACGGAACUUGUUUCACUUACGAUGGCGACGGACCUGAGGGUAGCUGGACAAAAGGACAUCGGCAAGCAGGACCAGAUUGCAUGCCUUCAUGUUUCUCCUCACAAAUUCGAUGUCGGCGUGGUUGGGUUCUGGUCCUCGGGGACUGUCUCCAUCAUUGACCUGAAGACUCUGGAGCCAAUCCAUGGCGAGUCACUCCGGGCCUCCCAGGAUGACGCCUCUAUCCCUCGGGAUCUUGCGCUGAUCCAAAUUCUCCCGCCUGAGGUGGCAGGCCUGACCUUAUUUGCCUCCAUGCAAGAUGGCAACGUUGUCACCUUCAACGUCUCCGCCCCUGGCUUCGCUUUGUCCGGACGGAAGCGUGUCAUCCUAGGAACCCGCCAAGCACGUUUCCACCUGCUGCCGCAGCCGGACGGCCUUAUGUACAGCGUCUUCGCCACCACGGAACACCCCAGCCUCAUCUACAGCUCCGAGGGGCGCAUUGUUUACUCCGCGGUCACCGCCGAGGAGGCCACCUAUAUCUGCCCGUUCGACGCAGAGGCUUUCCCGGGCUGCAUCGCCUUGGCUACGGACGGGCAGCUCCGGAUCUCACAGAUCGAUCGUGAACGCCGCACGCACGUGAAGUCGUUACCCAUGGGCGAAAUGGUGCGGCGAAUUGCCUACUCGCCCAAGGAGAAAAUUUUUGGGCUGGGCUGUAUCCGGCGUGAUCUCGUUGCGGGCGAGGAGCGGGUGCAGUCGUCCUUCAAGCUCGUUGAUGAGAUCGUUUUCGACCGUGUCGGCAAAUCCUACACACUUGGCAACCCGUCCCGCACCGAGUUGGUCGAGUGUGUUGUGCGCGCCGAGUUGUUAGACUCAUACGGCAACCCAGCUGAGCGGUUUCUCGUUGGGACCAGCUAUCUGCCGGACCCCGACUAUGGGCCAGCUUCGGGCCCCAGCGGCGACAUGAGGGGCCGGAUACUGGUUUUCGGCCUGGAUAGUGAAAGAAAUCCUGCACUUAUCCUUAGCCAUGAACUAAAGGGCGCUUGUCGGUGCCUCGCGGUGUUAGACGAUAGGAACAUCGUGGCUGGCCUGACCAAGACUGUUGUAGUCUGUGGUUACGAAGAGACAUCGACCACGAGCGGAGAGAUAACACGGUUGGCAUCUUACCGCCCUUCGAGCUACCCAGCUGAGAUCAGCGUUGAGGGCAACACCAUUGCCGUCGCGGACCUAAUGAAGUCGGUCUCGCUCGUCGAAUAUGUGCCUGGCCCCACGCCAAAGUUGGUGGAGAAGGCGCGGCAUUUCGGCAGCGUAUGGGCGACAGCGGCGGGGCAUGUGGAAGAAGGCAGCUGGCUAGAGGCGGACGCACAGGGGAACCUAUUGGUGUUAAGGGAGAACGUAGAGGGGGUUACGGCAGAGGAUAAGAGGAGGCUAGAGGUGACGAGCGAGAUCAACUUGGGCGAGAUGGUGAAUCGGAUUCGGGCUGUGGAGGUGGAGACUACCCCCGGAGCGAUGAUUGUGCCGAAGGCAUUCUUAGGGACGGUUGAGGGUGGUAUAUACAUGUUUGGAACAGUCGCACCACAUGUUCAAGAUCUCUUACUGCGGUUCCAGACAAAGUUGGCGGAUACCCUGACGACAGCUGGGGACAUAGAAUGGAGGACAUACAGGUCGUUCAGGAAUGCAGAACGGGAGGGCGAUGGGCCAUUCCGGUUCAUCGACGGGGAGAUGAUAGAGAGAUUUCUGGAUUUGGAUGAACCAACGCAGGAGAAUGUUUGCAAGGGGCUCGGUCCAUCUGUUGAGGAUCUACGAAAUUUGGUGGAAGAACUCCGGCGGAUGCAUUAG
This is a messenger RNA of Dichotomopilus funicola, 3474 nucleotides long. RefSeq lists its product as uncharacterized. NCBI's taxonomy places the organism in Eukaryota, Fungi, Ascomycota, Sordariomycetes, Sordariales, Chaetomiaceae. The record is from RefSeq and is a predicted model, not a curated record. The coding region runs from base 1 to 3474 and encodes 1157 amino acids. Gene Ontology annotation, molecular function: protein binding; nucleic acid binding. Gene Ontology annotation, cellular component: site of double-strand break; nucleus. Gene Ontology annotation, biological process: DNA repair; proteasome-mediated ubiquitin-dependent protein catabolic process. The transcript has 3 exons.